AGGACAAAGAAACGCUCGAGCACGGGCCAAACGAACGCGGCGAGGAGUAACGACGGGAGGUCGUCAUCAAGAAGUGACACGAGGGAUGUCAAGGACGCUCCUCCUGCUGCUUCCUCGAGGUCCUUCGCGCAGCCUCGUUCCGUCCCCCGCGACUCCCUCAGAAGACGACAAGAAUUCAGCUUCGAUACUCCCAAGAGCAUUAAGCUGCAAAUGCCUGCACCAGACUUCGAGAUGAACGACAAGGUCAUCGAGUCCAACCUCAUCGCGUUGAAACGGACAAGACACAAGCUGAAUGUUCACCGAGGAGGCGCAAAGCGAUUCUUUCAGAUGUGGGGAACUAACAAGAAUGGACGGCUGUCGAGGGCUGAGAUGUUCGAGGGGUGAGAAGGGGGGCGGGCGCGGUGAUCGUGUGUGAACAAGGUGCGUUCAGGUUCAAGAGCUUGAACUUGGGAUUCAGUGAUGCUCAAGCCGACUUCCUCGUCAGAGCCUUCGACAAAGACGCAUCCGACUCAGUUGAAUAUCAUGAGUUCUGCGAAGUAGGCGGAGGUCUGCAUGGGUCUUGGCAUCUGACAAGUUUGUUCCCAGAUGAUGGAAUUUCCUGACGACCAGCUGAACAGUGAGGUCAUGUCCAACAGCCUUCUCAAUCCAGAGAAAGCUGUCUAUCCUGACGGUUGGCAAUUUACGCCUAUAGAAAA
Molecule: messenger RNA, 695 nt
Organism: Guillardia theta CCMP2712
Lineage: Eukaryota; Cryptophyceae; Pyrenomonadales; Geminigeraceae
Exons: 6
Source: RefSeq, a predicted model, not a curated record